Molecule: messenger RNA, 2580 nt
Organism: Heterobilharzia americana
Lineage: Eukaryota; Metazoa; Platyhelminthes; Trematoda; Strigeidida; Schistosomatidae
Source: the annotation of a GenBank genome assembly
AUGAAUUUUUAUCAGAAGAUUGGCAGUGAAAGCUAUUUUAUCGAUAGCAUCACUCAUAACAGUUUUAUAAUGUUCAUUGUUUUACGUGAAUAUAUCGAUGAUCACAAUCGACCACACCUUCCUGCAUAUUUGAGACCAAUUAUUCAAGGUCGCAUUGAAAGAUUACGCAAUUAUUACGAAGCUGUUGCUUAUACAAAUUUAUCUACAUUCAAAAAUUUAAUAUUUUUAAAAUUCGGAGAUAUUGGCAAUGAUGCAGACGAGGAUAAUGAUGAUGAUGAUGAUAACGAGAAUGAAAUUAGUGAUAUGGGAGAUAAUAAUAGUCGAAAAAAGUUUUUAUUGGCAAAGGAUAGCGUUUUUGGCUUAUUUCUAAGAAAAUUUGCUCUUGGAUUCUAUUCUCAAAGUUUUGAGAAAAUGAUACAAUUUUUAGAUUCAUUUUAUGAAGCUUAUGAUAAUCAGAUAACUAACAAUGUUAACAGAAUCAAUAUGAAAGCAGGAAAUGAACAUAAACGAAUGGAUUCGUCUUCUACUUCAUCUACUUGGCCUGAAAAUGAUUCAAUUGUACAUAAUUUUGCUCAUUCAUUUAAAAGAGAUCAAUAUUUGAUAUCUACUCGUAAUCAAGCAUUGGAAGUAUGUUCAGGAAUUAUUGAUUCUGUAGGCAAAUUUGGUGGACGUCCAAAUAUUAAUCUUCAAAGGUAUAAUGAACUUUUAUCAUUAGCAAAGAAAAUGUAUCCUGAAUUGUCAUAUACUCACUAUGCUUCACAUAUAUACGCUUUGCACAUACGUAAUUUUACAAUGGCUGAAAAUGAAUUACAUUCCUAUUUUGAAACAUGUAUGGCGCGUAUUGAUAAUCCAGAGGCCAGCAGCCUCAGCAGCGGGGUGUCGACGGCGGCUGCAGCGGCGUCGACAACGACGGCUACAACAACGGCAGGAGCAAUGACAUCUUCAGCAUCGAAUCCAACUAUCAGUUCUAGUAAUACAUGUGCUCAUAUGGCAGUAACUGCUGCUUCGAUGCAUUUAAACUUUGGUCACUGGCAUAGAGGAAAGUGUUUGAUCAAGGAAGCCUUACAAAAAUCUUUGGAAAGUGAAUCCAAGGAUUCAUUAGGUCAUGUUAAAGUUACACAUACUUUACUGAAUUCAAGUGCUGAUCCGUUUAGAUAUGAUGAUCAAGUUCCGAUGAAAAAACCGUUUAAAUCAAAUAAUGUUACAUUGACCGAGUUUCGUACGAAAUUUUGGAGUGCAUUGGAUUCAGGAUCAGAACCAUAUGAACUAUUAACCGCCUAUUUCAAUUCAUCAAAUGCUAUAUCUCAAGCUUAUUUUGCUAUUUGUCAACUGGAUUUGGCUACAAUGUGGCAAUUUUAUGGAUAUCCAAAUAUGGCAACUGUGUUAAUGCAGUGUAUUAUCAAUGCAGAUUGUUUACAUCCAUGUCCCAAUUCUGAUACGGUGUUGACUAAUGCUUUUGCAAAUAUUAUUAAAGAAUUCAGUUCAAUGGGAUUGAUUGAAACGGCACUAAAACUGUCUAAAAUAUGCCGGUCUACACUUUGUCGCUUUCCUGGUCAAUCGCCUUUAUUACAAGCUAGUAUAGAAAUUGAAUUGGAACAGAAUCUGCGGUCAGGUUAUGAUUUGGCUCAAUGUGAUCGAUUAGUCAAUUCACUGAGACUUUAUUGUCCAUGGGAAGCUGCCCUAAGGCAAGCAGAAGUAGAACAGAAACGUGGCAAUAUAUCCUAUACUCAUGAUAUACUGCGUUACAUUAUUGACAGUAUAAUAGAAAGACGAGAUCAUGAUUGUGGUUUAUUAAAACAAUCUAGUAAAAAUAAUGACAAUGAAAAACUGUUACAUUCAUCAAAUGAUUUAUGGAAUCCAAAAAAACCAUUUACUCAUCUUAUUCUGCCUACAUUUCCUGAGCAUACUCCUGUCGGUGGAUUGUGUAAACUAGCUAAUAUUGAAUUACGUGCACAUUUAGCUUUAAUUGAACUAUUGAUCACACUGAAGCUUUAUAUGUAUGCAUUCAGUGAAAUUGAUGUAGCAAGCAAAUUGUGUAGACAGUAUAAAUUGAAUUUAGGGUUGGAGAUGAUUAACUUAUUACAAUGUGCAGCUCAUUUAUCUAUGAAUAAUAACCAGAUGAAAACGGCUACUACUACUAACAAUAACGACAGUAAUACUGGUCACAAUAAUAGUAAGCAGCUUAGUUUUACAUGGAUAAAUAAAUUGAGAGAAGAUAAUCCCACUGGAAUGCUUGAAUUGAAUACUAGUUUAGAAGAAAUACUACAUCGUACCGACCAAUUGACAAAGAUUCGUUGUCGUGUAUUUAUAAGUCGUAUAAGACUUCUAAAUGAUACUAAUGAAAACGAUCGUUCAUUUAUUCAAAUGCAUAUCGCUGAGUUAUUGAAAGCACUUCAUUAUUAUCGUCAAUUGGAUGAUAGAAAACGUGUACUUGAUAUCUUGGUACUAAUGGCAACAGCAUUGAACUCAAUGAAUGAACCUGCUAAACGUAAUGAAGUAUCAAAGUCGUUUCAUAUGCUACGUGAACAUUUCGGAUUUGACAGUACACCUGUGAACCGUUUUGUUGUUGACAUUCUGUAA